This is a messenger RNA of Erigeron canadensis, 3104 nucleotides long. RefSeq names its product probable serine/threonine-protein kinase SIS8. Gene Ontology annotation, biological process: protein phosphorylation. The record is from RefSeq and is a predicted model, not a curated record. Gene Ontology annotation, molecular function: ATP binding; protein kinase activity. The transcript has 17 exons. Lineage: Eukaryota; Viridiplantae; Streptophyta; Magnoliopsida; Asterales; Asteraceae. Bases 479 to 2899 code for a protein of 806 amino acids.
AUUUACACUCUCUCUUCCUUUCUCUCUCUCACACACACUCAUGGUUUGAAUCUCCACGUUGUUUUUGUCACUCAUCACCAUAAUUUGUCUGUCACGAGACGAGACGACGUCGUUUGUUCCAUUCCUUCCGGAAAUUGUGGAUUCAAAUCUCAGUUUUACGCAUCAUCAUCAUUAUCUCAAUCCCAAAAAUAUAAUAUAAUAAUUAUAAUAAUAAAUACACCAAAUUGAAUCUGCUGUAAAUAAUACUAAUAAUUACCCCUCGGAUCCAACUUGUAUCACUUCACUUGUGUCGGCAUCUCUUCAGUAUUUGCUUUCCUAGGGUUUUUUACUUGUUAUAUGGCCUCUAAAGUUUAGAAUGUGAGCUAACAUGUAAAGGUUGUAUUAGUAGACGUGUUUCAUUUUUUCAAUCAAGUAGGUAGCUAAAAAAAAUAUUUAGCGCAAUAAACAAGGUUGAACUGGUAAUGUGAUUCAUAUAUAGAUGGACACAGAAGAUACACAUGAUGAAUUAGGGACCUCAGAACAAGGGUCUUCUAGUAAUACAUGGUGGCCUUCAGAGUUCGCUGAUAAAUUUGGAUCUGUUUCAUUGGACUCGAAAAAAGAAACUCCAACUCAUAGAAGAUCUAUGAGCAGCAGUACAUAUGACAGACUUAUAUCCCAAUCUCAUAUAGCAUCACAAAUCCUAUGGAGCACCGGAGUACUUUCUGAAUCUAUUCCAAAUGGUUUCUACUCAGUUGUUCAUGAUAAGAGGCUCAAAGACCUUUUUGAUGAUAUUCCCACGCUAGAGGAGCUCCAUGAUUUGGAACUUGAGGGGGUGAAAGCCGAUAUCAUACUUGUUGAUUCCCAAAAAGAUAAGAAGCUUUCCAUGCUAAAGCAACUCAUUUCCACGCUAGUGAAAGGUCUGAACUCAAAUCCUGCUGCAAUUGUAAAGAAGAUUGCUGGAUUGGUAUCAGAUUUUUAUAAGCGGCCACAGUUUGAUAGCCCAAUGAAAGCUACACUUGAGGAUGCUUCUCAUGUGCCUGGUGGCCGAGGCGUUCAGUUGCUGGGGCAUAUCAAAAAUGGUUCAUGCCGUCCACGAGCAAUACUGUUUAAAGUUCUCGCUGAUACUGUAGGUUUCGAAAGUAGACUGGUAGUGGGCUUACCUAAUGAAGGAGUUGGUGAGUGUGUGGAUUCAUAUAAGCAUAUGUCUGUAGUAGUUGUUCUGAAUUCUGUAGAACUGCUUGUUGAUCUUAUGCGAUUUCCGGGUCAACUCAUACCCCAAUCAACAAAGGCGAUUUUUAUGACCCAUAUUUCUGGAGCGGGAGAAAGUGAUUCUGCCGAAAAUGACUCAUGUGAUUCGCCACUAGAACCAAACAGCCCUCUAUAUGGUUUUUCAGAAAGGAUGGACAAUGAGAGUUCUGAGAGAGAUGACAGUCUCCAUUACCAGCGGAGAUUAGAAUCAUCUUCGAAUGUUCCUGGACCGUCAUUGAGGAGUAAAAUGAUGCGUUCCGCGUCAUCCAUCGAUGGAAAGUGGAGUUUAUCCCAUAGUGAACCGGAUAUCGCUGCUUCAUUUUGGCGAAGAAGCCGGCGGAAGGUGAUAAACGAACCAAGGACUGCGAGUUCAAGUCCAGAGCAUCCUUCGUUUCGAACACGCGGCCGGUCCAUGCUUGGUGGUGAUAGGAGAUCAUUUAGAGAGUAUCCUGAUGACGUCGGUCCAUCCAGAUCGGAAGGCACAUCAACGUCCGACCUUCGUAGAAAUCGAAGAAGAAGCAUUAGUAUUACUCCAGAAAUUGGUGAUGAUAUUGUAAGGGCUGUACGGGCAAUGAAUGAAACAUUAAAGCAGAAUCGUCUGUUGAGAGAACAGGUGGAGAGUAGGUUGCAGAGUGCAGAUAUCAAGAAAGAUGAGUCAGAUGAGCAUGAUGGAACACCCUUAUAUUCUGUUCAAAGGGAGCAGAUUAGUUCUCAAAAGGCAAUGUCAUUACCUACAUCCCCUCAUGAAUUCAGGCAUCCAGCUUCUAGAAGACCUGGUAUGUCAGAUGGCUUGGUUGGUGAAGAAACAGUCUCAACAUGGAACAAAGUUCUAGAUUCACCCAUGUUCCAAAAUAAGCCUCUUCUCCCUUAUCAAGAAUGGAAUAUUGAUUUCUCAGAAAUUACGGUUGGUACUCGUGUCGGAAUUGGAUUUUUUGGUGAAGUUUUUCGUGGCAUCUGGAAUGGAACAGAGGUAGCCAUAAAAGUGUUUCUAGAACAAGAUCUAACAGCCGAGAACAUGGAAGAUUUCUGCAAUGAAAUAUCCAUUCUUAGCCGCCUUCGACAUCCAAAUGUUAUAUUGUUUCUUGGUGCCUGCACAAGGCCUCCACGCCUAUCAAUGGUUACCGAGUAUAUGGAGAUGGGAUCUCUAUAUUACUUGAUCCAUUUAAGUGGCCAGAAGAAGAAACUCAGCUGGAGAAGAAGGCUGAAAAUGCUUCGUGAUAUAUGCAGAGGGUUGAUGUGCAUUCACCGUAUGAAGAUAGCUCAUCGUGAUAUAAAAAGUGCAAAUUGCCUCGUGAACAAGCAUUGGACUGUAAAGAUAUGCGAUUUUGGGCUUUCAAGGAUGAUGACGGAAUCACCUAUGAAAGAUACCUCCUCCGCAGGCACCCCUGAAUGGAUGGCUCCAGAACUAAUUCGAAAUGAACCUUUCACUGAGAAGUGUGAUAUCUUCAGUCUUGGAGUUAUCAUGUGGGAAUUGUGCACUCUGAAUCGCCCAUGGGAAGGUUUGCCCCCUGAUCGAGUGGUAUAUUCUGUCGCCAACGAAGGUUCAAGGUUGGAGAUCCCGGAAGGUCCCAUCGGCAGGCUAAUUGCCGAUUGCUGGGCGGAACCAAAUGAGCGGCCAAGCUGUGAGAUCAUCCUCACUCGUCUACUAGACUGCGAGUACACUGUUUGUUGAUGCAUUUAGAUUGAAAAGAGAAUAUAAUAUAUAAACUAAACAACAAAAAGACAUAGUAGAGGCUUUACAAAACAUUUAUCGGCUCGAGUACUUGAUUGCUGUAUAAAACCUGUUACUUGGAGAACUAAAAUCACUGGUGUUACUAUUGGAAUUCUCAAUUGUAGAACCCUUUUGUAUCGAAAUUUUUAUUCAAGUUCUUCAACCA